AUGACGCCACGUCUCAUGGGCAACCACCUGAGCAUAAACCAACGGCCUGAGUACCAAGGAGAUGCGCAACGCAAGGGUCGAUCCAGGGCUAGCUCCUACACCAAGGCCAAGUGGACGGUCGAGAGAGAGAUGUGGCAGUCGUCGCUGCUGUACCCGCCGCCGGCGUCGGCCUUCGUGACGGCGAUGUCUGUGGUGUCGUUCGCGUCGCUGGCGUCCGCGGGCCUCUCUGAGCUCCGCAGCCAACACAUGGCCUACUCCAAGUUCUGGCACGUCGUGUCUGGACAGCAGCAGAAGAAGGGAGGCACCGGUGGCGUGCAGCUGUCGGGCCGUGACGGGAUGCUGGUGGCCUACGCGCCGGCGCUAGUCGCCGCCGCGGCGUCCUUCGUCGUGCCGGGUACCGUGGAAGGGCUGCGCGCCGAGCUCCUCGCCGUCCACUUCCUCAAGCGUGUCCUCGAGGUACUCUUCAUCCAUCGGUAUAGUGGGAACAUGCCACUCAACACGGCGCUCGCCAUCUCCUCCAGCUACCUGCUCAGCGCCAUCACCAUGAUCUACGCGCAGCACCUCGCCGUCGGACUACCUGACCCUACAACGGACCUCCUCUCGCAACUCAGGAAGGGAGGUGACGACGAUACGGGGUACAAGAUCCCCAAAGGCGGGCUCUUCGAGUUCGUCACCUGCCCGCACUACCUCUUCGAGAUCACCGGAUUCUUCGGGUUCGCGAUGAUCUCACAGACGGUUUAUGCGCUCGCCAUGGCCUUCGGCACGGCAGCCUACCUCGUCGGCCGAAGCUUCGCCACCCGGAGAUGGUACGAAUCCAAGUUCGAGGAAUUCCCGACGAGCAUCAAGGCUCUGGUGCCCUAUAUCUUGUAG
Molecule: messenger RNA, 870 nt
Organism: Triticum turgidum subsp. durum (durum wheat)
Lineage: Eukaryota; Viridiplantae; Streptophyta; Magnoliopsida; Poales; Poaceae
Source: the annotation of a GenBank genome assembly